AUGGUUGUCCUUCUGCCGGCGGAGUGCGAGGAGUCGAUGUCAGCGGGAGACAUGUGUGUGUCGGCUGCUCGUGCUGGACCCUCAGCGCGCUGGCACCCCGCCUGCUUCGUCUGCUCCUCCUGCCAGGAGCUGCUAGUGGACCUCGUCUACUUCUGGAAGGAUGGCCGGCUCUACUGCGGGAGACAUCACGCCGAGACACUCAAGCCCAGGUGUUCGGCCUGCGAUGAGAUAAUCCUGGCAGACGAGUGCACGGAGGCGGAAGGCCGCGCGUGGCACAUGAAGCACUUCGCAUGCGCCGAGUGUGCGCGCCAGCUCGGCGGGCAGCGGUACAUCAUGCGCGAGGCGCGCCCCUACUGCCUGCCCUGCUUCGACAACUGCUUCGCCGAGUACUGCGACGCCUGCGGGGAGCCCAUCGGGGUCGACCAGGGACAGAUGUCGCACGAAGGCCAGCACUGGCACGCUACAGAACGAUGCUUUGCUUGCCACACUUGCAGAGCAAGUCUCUUAGGCAGACCUUUCUUGCCGAGAAAAGGAGCGAUAUACUGCUCCAUAGCGUGUUCCAAAGGUGAACCACCCACGCCGUCUGACUCAUCAGGUCCUGGACCCAGACCACCACGAGUGCCAAAGCCCAGAAGAAUGCCAUCACCUAAGACCCCGCCUAGAACACCCCCGAGAGAACCCUCACCUCACCACAUAGACGCAGAUUCUGAACCUAGUGAAUCCUUGAUACCAGAGUCGCCCCCACCGCACCCGCCUCCACCUCCACACGCUUGCCUAAGUCUCGACAGAGCAUUAGCAGAUCUACGUCUAGAACAAUCUAUGACGGAACAUCAAAUACAACCCAGUCCGACAUCUGAGGAACAUAAAAACGAGUCAGCAGACGACUGGAAGCCUCCCCACCCUGUGGAAGCGCAGGCAGUCGUCACUCCAGGACAUUCAUCAUCGAUGCCAGAACUGACGCUGGUAGAUGGUAAGUCACCUCGGAAACCGCGAGGGGGCCGGACAGUGAGGUUCUGCGGAGAUGACAAUGAAGCAUUUGAGCCCGAUGAGCCCCCACGGAGGGAGAAGGUGCGGGAUGAAGACGCCAGUAGCUACUGCAGCACGUGUUCGUCGUCGUCAUCGUCCGCAGAGUCGUAUACGUUACCGACGCGGCGCGCGUACGGCGGCGUGCGGAUAUCAUACGUGCCCAACGACGCCGUCGCCUGCGCCAAGAGAGAACGACAAAGGAAGAACGCUCAACACGACAAGAACUGCAUCAUCUCGUGA
This is a messenger RNA of Spodoptera littoralis (African cotton leafworm), 1266 nucleotides long. Lineage: Eukaryota; Metazoa; Arthropoda; Insecta; Lepidoptera; Noctuidae. The record is from the annotation of a GenBank genome assembly.